Molecule: messenger RNA, 121 nt
Organism: Racocetra persica
Lineage: Eukaryota; Fungi; Glomeromycota; Glomeromycetes; Diversisporales; Gigasporaceae
Source: the annotation of a GenBank genome assembly
UAUAUUCAGACGUAAUUCAGACGUAAUUCACCAUAUGAGUGCGGCUAAAGGAAAACCUCGUUCUUUAAACUCAGCUGUGAUCCGAAACAAAUGUGGUACAUAUGUUUCGGAUCAUGAUUGA